CGCCAACACGACGUCCGAGAAAAUCAAAAAGUUUCACCGCCUGAGCUUUGGCGGGCUGGUUGUACUGUUUUGUUCGCGUGUUGCGUGUUUUUUAUUUACACAAAAAAAAACAUAUUUGCUUGUUUGUGUGCAAACUAAACUACUUACUGAAUUGUUUACUAAUCUGCGUUCUAUCUCAACUCUGAAGAGAGUCAGAUAAAGGGUGUUUCAGAGGUUUUAAAAUAAUAUUUCAGAUCAAUGGCUCAAAGUGAUGACGGUUUUGAACAGUUUUUAUCCGUGCAGCUGGAAGAAGAGGAAACAGAGCUGCCGCUGACCAACUUCAGUGGCCGCAAGCGCCUCUUCUCGAAGGAACUCCGCUGCAUGAUGUUUGGUUUCGGUGAUGACCAGAACCCGUACACUGAGAGCGUUGAUCUUCUUGAGGACCUGGUCAUAGAGUUCAUCACAGACAUGACGCACAAAGCGAUGGAGAUCGGACGGACGGGCCGAGUGCAGGUGGAGGACAUAGUGUUCCUGGUUCGCAAGGACCAGCGGAAGUACGCUCGCGUCAAGGACCUCCUCACGAUGAACGAGGAACUGAAGAAGGCGAGGAAAGCCUUCGACGAAGUGAAAUACGUUGGCAAAUAGUUGGUGGAUUUUCAUCGGAAGGGCGAUGCAAAGUUUUUAGCGCUUAACCACAGAUGUGCGCGGGAACUAUCACAGUGUUUUGAAUGUGAAAUGAGAGCAACUAGACAGGUCAUGUCGGGUGAUGAUGUAUUUUAUUUGUGAAAAUUGUGAUUUUUUUUUUCUUGCUGACAUCCGGUUUUGAAAUUAAAUAUAUAUAUAUUUCA
Molecule: messenger RNA, 827 nt
Organism: Bacillus rossius redtenbacheri
Lineage: Eukaryota; Metazoa; Arthropoda; Insecta; Phasmatodea; Bacillidae
Gene: Taf13
Product: transcription initiation factor TFIID subunit 13
Exons: 3
Coding region: 238-624 (128 amino acids)
Biological process (GO): transcription by RNA polymerase II
Cellular component (GO): transcription factor TFIID complex
Molecular function (GO): protein heterodimerization activity
Source: RefSeq, a predicted model, not a curated record